AUGAAUAUCAAGCGUACGGGAGUGGCCCACUCCCCUCCCUCUCCAACUCACAAUCGGGCUACCCAAGCAGGUAUCACACGGCCUUCACUUCAGGGCAACCCUUUGAUACCGAACGAUAUAUCUGGUCAUGAUACUGGAUAUGAUGGGGAUGUGGAGGUAAUUGCACCGUACGAAUAUGAGGAAGCGGAAUCGAUGCCCCCGACUCCACUCCAAGCGAAAAACCGGGCCAGGAGCAACGUUGAAAUGGAUGAUCUUGUGAAAGCAGGACUUAUUGAGGCAAUGAAAGAAUUAGAUUGUGAUUCAGAUGAAACGGACUAUGAGUACCACAGAUUAUGUGUAAAAAGGCAGAAGAGGAAGGGGAAAUAUUUAUCUAGCGGACAAUCUACAACUGAUUGCUCCUCGGACGCUGAAUCUUUAGAAACCAUCGAUCUUGAACGCUAUGGGAAGGUAUUUACUCCAGGAAAACCCCGAAAGAGGAGGAGAAGGAGGAGGCGGAGGCGUGCAUGCACUGGCGAUACUUCCGAUUCUCGGAAUGCUGAAAUUACUAGCAUGGACCAUGCUUCACAUGAAAUUAACUCGAGCCAGCCAGCCUUUCCAGCACAAGACGAACGGAUGGAUAUUGUCGUUGUUCAACCGGUGCCAACACUACUCCGUAUUAAAAUGGCAAAUUACUGGGCUGCGAAUCCAAUUGACUACCUCCCACAAACCUGGCCUGGCAUCUAUCGCCGUUUCUUUGACUCAUUUGCGAUGGCAUCCCGAACAUCAACGCGGCAGGCUGCUGUGAAGGCAAAUGAAGCGCUCCACCAAGGGGCCAGAGCUAGUACGAAGAAAACCGCUAGCGGGAAGCGGAAGGGGAAGGAACAGGAGGAAGCUCCGAAGACAAAACGCGAAAAAGCGGAGGAGGAAAAACCAACGAAAAUAAAGCAACGAAAGCUUGGAGAGAGUAAGGAGGGACCAACUACGGAAGGACAUGAGGAGGAAACGGAAUCGAUCAACGCUGGGCUAAACAAGCAUCAAAACAUUGAGGGAGCCCAAGAGCGAGACGUAGAGGAACCGAGGGAGCCGGACAAGUUGGAAACCAAACGACUGGAAAAGAAGGAGGCACCAAAGGAGGCAGAACCGAAGGCAGACGCUAGUGGACCAAAAAAAGAGGAAACAAAAGAGACAGAAAUGCUUGAAGCUAAAGAAUCAAAACAGGAAGGAGAAGUUAGGGAUCCAGUCAAAGCGGAACAACGCGAAAACGAAGCUCCCGAGAAAUCCCAACCGCAAAAAGAAAAUAUUGCAGAACCCGGACACAAGGAGAGAGCAUCAGUACCGACAACCAUUGAGACAGGUGAGGUGGAUAGAAGUCUCCCAUCAAACGUUCUCGAAAAGGGGAUUAUAUAUUUCUUCUUCCGCAGCAAGGUUGGAGUCGAGGAACCAGAGGGUAUUGCGGACGUGGCACGGAGUUUCAUCGUCCUUCGACCACUUCCGCGCGACGUAAAACUAGGCCAAUGCACUAUCGGCGAUCACCAGAAUUGCCGAUUGCUUGUCCUACCCAAAAAGGUGCUUCCAAAAUCCAGCAGAGAUCGGUUUAUGGGUUUUGUGGAGAAGGCACACACCACCAUGAAAACCAUUAAAGACUCAUUCCUUGCGAGUGAGAGACAAACGGCGACGCGAGGAACGGCAUAUACCCCUGCCGCAACUCCCAUUGCUGAGGGAGUUUAUGCGAUCGCAUCCAAGGGUCGCUCUUCGCACCUUGCAUACUAUCUGACGAUCCCGUCGGAGCUUGGUGAGGUUCAGAAAAAUAUUGGCCUCAGACGCCAUGGCAGCUUCAUUGCCAGCGUAAAAAAUCCCGAGUAUGUUGGGCCUGAAACGGCCAGACUGCCUCAUGGUCCUGAAUUUCCACAAAAGGUUCAGGAUGAGUUUAACGACCUUCGCUGGGUGCCAUUACAACCCACGUUCCUGGAUUACCCCAAUGCGCAAUUCCUUCUUAUUGGGGGUACACACCAUGAUCCAGAAGAAGCUGAGAAAGCAAUUGAGGAACUUGAACACCAGAAUGAAUCCCGGACGUAUCCACUCAAUUACGACGAUAUUAUCUAUAAAGACCUAGGCAUGGACAGUAGGAACUAUCCAGAUGUCGCUACGACUUGGGAAUGA
Histoplasma capsulatum G186AR is the source of this 2139-nucleotide messenger RNA. RefSeq lists its product as uncharacterized. Bases 1 to 2139 code for a protein of 712 amino acids. The transcript has 6 exons. NCBI's taxonomy places the organism in Eukaryota, Fungi, Ascomycota, Eurotiomycetes, Onygenales, Ajellomycetaceae. The record is from RefSeq and is a predicted model, not a curated record.